AUGUCUGCUUAUAUCCAAAACAAACUUGCCAAGGGUGAAAAGUUACAAUUCUUCAUCACUGGGGCAACAGGCUAUAUCGGCCUGGUGCUCACGGAAUUUGCCAUCGCACAAGGGUUCUCUGUCCGAGGCCUGUCCCGCAGUGAGGCAGGCGACGAGAAGCUCAAAUCCCUAGGUGCGACCCCUGUUCGGGGCGAUAUAACAACACACGAAGUCCUUGCGCGCGAGAGUGCUGCCGCGGAUGCCAUCAUCCAUCUAGCUUGGAACCACGACUGGACCGGCGACUACAACAAGAUCGUCGACACUGACAUCGCAGCAGUCGAAGCAAUCUGCGCUCAGAUUAAAGACACCGGUAAACCUCUGGUAAUUGCAUCUGGUUGUGCGGGAGCUCAGCCAAACGCGGAUGGCUCAGAUAGCGACGAGAACGCGCCACUACGACCGAACUUCCCUGUAGCCAGACGACUAGAGAGCGAGAUCAAUGCGAUCAAGAAACAGGGAGUUCACGGUUGCUCCAUCCGCCUCUCGCCAUAUGUUUAUGGUCGCGGAGGGAAGGGAUUCCUCGUCAUGUUGAUGAGUCAGGCUGUCAAGCUGAACGAGUCCCUUUACAUCAAUGACGGUAGUUUCCAUACUUCUGUCUUGCACGUCGAGGAUGCUGCACGCCUUUUCAUCGCUGCCGUGUUGAAGAGUAAGGCCGGAGAGGUGUAUAACGGUGUUGGGCAGACGGAUGUCUCAUUGAAAGACAUGGCUGAAGCCAUUGGGAAGGUUAUUGGUGUUCCUGUACGCUCCGCCUCGUUAGAAGAGGCCAUUGAGAAAUGGAGUCCACCCAUCCUUCCAAGAUUCAAUUACCUUGAUGUUCGAGGUUCGAAUAAAAAGGCUAAAGAACUCUUGGGUUGGAAGCCCGAGGGGGUUGAUUUCAUUACUGAUAUCGUAUCAGGCUCUUAUGUUCCUGUAGCAGCUUAUUUGAAGACGCAGUAG
Lentinula edodes (shiitake mushroom) is the source of this 972-nucleotide messenger RNA. RefSeq lists its product as uncharacterized. The transcript has a single exon. The coding region runs from base 1 to 972 and encodes 323 amino acids. NCBI's taxonomy places the organism in Eukaryota, Fungi, Basidiomycota, Agaricomycetes, Agaricales, Omphalotaceae. The record is from RefSeq and is a predicted model, not a curated record.